Molecule: messenger RNA, 3261 nt
Organism: Closterium sp. NIES-65
Lineage: Eukaryota; Viridiplantae; Streptophyta; Zygnematophyceae; Desmidiales; Closteriaceae
Source: the annotation of a GenBank genome assembly
AUGGCGAGUCAACAAGGCGAUACGGAUUAUGGGGACGGGGACAAGUACGGAGUGCAGGAUAUGCUGCUGUGCAAAGCACUGGCAGCUAAACUGCAGGGGCAAAGCCCGUCCGCGCCAACCAACCCCUCCCCCCUGGAGCGCCGCCAGUCCUCCUCGCGGAACCCCAGCUGGAAGGCGGGCGCGGGCGGAAGCUCCAAGGGGGGCGCGGGCGGAGGAGGCGGAGAAGGCGCAGGGGGAGUCGGCGGGGGGAAGGGCGGAGCGGAUGAGGGCAUGGGGAGGGCGGAUAGCGCACCUGAGGCAUCCGCGUUUAGCGUCAGUCAGGAUAGUAGCACAAGACCAACAGCAGAGGCAGCAGGCGGAGGGGGAGGUGGAGGCGCAGGGGGAGCUAGGGUUUCCGCCCAGGCCCCCGUUUCCCCAGGGCGGGGGGGGAUUGACCUUCCGCGCUCCCCCACCUCCGCCGCCUCCCCUGGUGGCGGAAGCGACUCCCAGGGGGACCUUUUGAACCAGCUGCUGCAGCAGAAGCAGCAGCAGAUGCGCCAGCAGGGGGGUGGCGGGGGAGGGGGAACGGGGGCGUUUGGGGGAAGCCAGCCGCGCCAGAUGGGGGGGAAGCAGGCGCAGUCCAGCAGCAGUGGCGCGGGGAUAGGCGCGGGGGGGAGCAGCAGCGGCGCUAAGGGCGGAAAGGGCGGAAUGUCUGUAGAGGAAAAGGUACUGGCGGAGUUAGUAGCAGCAGCGGCUGCAGGGAAGGGGAAGAUGGGGGAGGCGUGGGGGUCUAUUCUCGCCCAGGCGCAAGCGGAUCUGGGGAACAUCGAGCUCUCUGAUUCGCUGGGCGCGGAAGGGGGCGGGCGUGGGGGAGUGGGGGGCGGGGGGAACGGCGGGGGGGAGGAUAUGCAGGAGGGGAGCCGAGGAGGCGGGGGAGGGGAGAUGGAGGUGGAUGGUAAGGGGAGAGGGACAGGAGCGAGUGGUGGGGGAGCGUUAGAGGAGUCAGCUCAAAGCAGGCCGGGAACAGGGCAAAGCCGGGGAGGGGGAGCAGCAGCAGCAGCAGGAGGAGGAGCAGGAGGAGCAGCAGGGGGAGUAGGAGGCAGGCAGGCCACCAGCGAGAAAAAUAUAUUUAAUCUCCAAGCGAGUGCAGUGAAUGAUCUUUUAGAGGGGAUAAACAUAGCGGGAUUCGGCCUGAAUCUGGACACAUUAGAGUUUGACACGUCAGAAUCAGGCCAGUCCAGCUCAGUAUGCAUGAGCCCUGCCACAGCCGCAGAAGUCUCGGGCAGCAGAGCAAAACUUUCCUCCGCCAUGAGCCCUGCGGGGGCAGCAGCGGCUGGCAGCAGCCAAAAUAUUUUCGCGGGGAUGACCUCUAGGAGUCUCAACUCCCUUUCUCUGAAGAAAAACACCCCUGUGGGAGCCUCAGGCUCCCGUAGCGGCAUAGACGCAAAAGGAGGGGGAGUGACCCUAGGGGGGGGUGUUCUAGGGGGUCCCCUGGCGGGUCGCGGUUCCAGCCUGAACGCUGCUCCCUCCCGAACGUCUCUACAGGACCCGAAUGGGGUCCCCCUGGGGGCUGGGUCUAAUGGGGAGCCCCUAGGAGCAGGAGGGUCGGCAGCAGGGGGAGCAGCAGGAGGAGGAGGAGGGGGAGGGGGAGGUGGGAGUGGGAAGGAGAAGGCACAGGGGCGGCCGGCGGGGUGGCACGUGGGGCUGGAGCUUCUGCCCCUAGACACGCCCAUAGGGGAUAUGCCUUCCACCGAGGUGUUUGAAAACUCUGGGAAACGCAGCCGCGUUGCUCUCUCUCACAUCCGCACCUCCAGCGGCAGCUCCUCCCUUCCCGAGUCCGAGCAGAAGCAGCUGUUAGAGUUUGCCAGAAGCAGUGGUGUGCUUGGGAACAGCCCGGGUGGUCCGGGCGGGGGUGGUGGGACUCCUGGCGGGGGUGCUGCUGGGCUGGCGGGCGGGUCGAAUUGUUCGUCUGCCCGGACGCUCAGUCCUGCGCUGAGCACGGAUUCUGGGCGGUCAGGUGGGGGGGAGAGCCCAGGCGGGUUUACGUCUUCAGGUGGUUCCCCAGGUGAUGGGUUUGCGAAUUCUGUUUUCGAAGGAGGGGGGUCUGGAGGGUCUGGACCCACUUUCCCCUCAGACCCACUUUCCCCUCAGACUCACUGUCUUUCUUCCUCUCUUUCCUUUGAGUUUCUAAGGGACCUUGCGUCGAGACCGCAUCAGCCAGUGCAUGCGGGCGCUGUACGUCUUGGUGCCGAAUGCAGGGGUAUGGAAUCCCUUCCUCACUCCCCUCCCUCCUCUCCCCUCACUCCUCCCCGUUUUCAGCUUCGCCGGGACCGCAUCAGCCAGCGCAUGCGGGCGCUGUAUGACCUGGUGCCGAAUGCACGCAACACAGACACGGCAUCGAUGCUGGAUGAGGCCAUUCAAUACGUGCGCUCGCUGCAGGAGCAAGUGCAGACUCUGAAGAAGGAGAAGGGCGAGAGCCAGGGGACCUCGUCGGUCGGCACGGGCAGCCUGGGCCUGCCGGCAGACAGCAGCAAUGAGGGCGGCGAGGGCGGCACGAGCAGGAGCGCAGGGCAACAGAGCAUGGCACAGAGUAUGGGACAGAACCUCGCCCAGGCUGGGUAUGGAGGUACGGAGGACGGGUUUGGCUCGGAGAAUGAGGUAUGGGACGGGAGUGCGGCGCCUUCCCCCAUGGGCAGCGGAAUGGGCAGCGGAAUGGGCAGCCGAAAGGGUUCCAUGCAGCUUCUGGCUGAACGGCAAGGGAGUGGGGAGUUUGGGGGGGUGGGGCGGGUUGGAGAUGGGAAGGUGGAGGGAGGGUUGAGAGGGGUUGGGUUGGGUGUGGAAGGGUACAUGAAGGCUGAGCCAGAAAAUGAUGAUUUUGCUGAAGUUCAGGAGCUGGAGCAGCAGCAGCAGCAGCAGCAGCAGCAGCAGCAGCAUUAUAGUCACAACCAUCACAGUCACCAUGCACAUGCGCUAGCCCCCUCAGGCUCAGAUGUGGGUGUAACGGGUGCUGCUGCUGGCCUCUCACCACUAGUAGCGACAGCAGCAGUGGCUCCUGCUCAUGGGAGUGCUUUGGCAGGGGCCACUGGGGUGCUUGCAGCUGGUGGUUUGGUGGAUGGGGCAAAGGGCAGUAACCACGGUGCGCUUGUAACGGAAGCUGGUGGUGUUGCUGGUUUGGAGACUAUGAUAGUGGGUGGUGCGGAGGUGGAAUGGCCGAGUGAGAUUGAGUUGACUUUGGAAGAUAUGAACAUGGUGGACCUUGGUGGGUGGGACUUUGACUCCUGA